This is a messenger RNA of Limulus polyphemus (Atlantic horseshoe crab), 4926 nucleotides long. Its product is annotated as disks large homolog 1-like. The transcript has 25 exons. The coding region runs from base 676 to 3240 and encodes 854 amino acids. Gene Ontology annotation, biological process: chemical synaptic transmission. Gene Ontology annotation, cellular component: neuron projection; neuromuscular junction; postsynaptic density membrane. Gene Ontology annotation, molecular function: kinase binding. The record is from RefSeq and is a predicted model, not a curated record. NCBI's taxonomy places the organism in Eukaryota, Metazoa, Arthropoda, Merostomata, Xiphosura, Limulidae.
UUCAGCAGAAGACAGCUGAGACUUUACAGAUUGCUUGUAGAUGGGAAACUAGCUCUCCGAUUAUUGGUCUUAACAAUGAGGUUGCUAGAAGCUCCCCUAUCGUCUGUAUAUAUUUACACCCGGAUUUCCUGUUACCGUCACUGCGCUGUGUAUACCAAGAAGUCUCUUGUGCUCCGCCUGCAUCAUCAGCCGCCUUCAUAGUCUCUUUCCCAGAGCUUUCCAUGGAGGACGGUCAGCUUGCACGUGCACAUCCUCCUGUACCUGCGCCAGCAUCAGCUCGGCAUCGGCGAACCGACAGUCCGCACCUGUGCUUGUGGUGCACUUAUUGUUGCUUCCAGCAGUUGUGUUGUUGUGUUAGUUCCGUUGGUUGAUAGGAAUGUAAAUCGAGAUAAGACGGUUGUUAUCGAAGUCUGAUGAAACUCUAGUGUCCAAAUCACUGGCUGUGUAACAGUCAAGAGUGUAGAUAUAACACAAGCCUGACAGUAUAUAUUUAGAAGUAAUGCUUGUAGUGAUUUUCACUGUGCCUUGUGCGUUACAUGUUUAGCACAGUAACUUCGGGCGAGCUCUGUGAACUUACAGUGAUUACAAAACUAUCUCCUAGUAUACUUGUGUGUGUGUGUGCGCGCGCUCAAAACAAUCGUUAGUAGGAACAGAGAAUUGACUUUCUACAGCAUCAUGAUCGACUGGGUGUCCAUUGUGCGUGGGUCACGCCGGCGCUUCUCCAAUUAUAUGUACGUGGUGCCUAACCGCAUGCGCCGCCGUCGAAAGAAACAAAACUAUAGUCACCCCCGAGUUGAGCCACCCCCAAAACCUACCCCUUCAUAUUUUUGUUCUUGUUGCCUACCUAAAGGAAAGUUUAGGUAUCGAGAAGAGGACCUGCCUCCUCCACCUACCCCAGCAGAACUGAAGCAGAUUUCUAGUAUGGAUGGAAUGGUCAGAAAUAAAGGAGACAUAUCCACUGAUUACAGCACAGAUUUUUCUGAUUCUCCAAAAAAGAGCAAUGACAGUUGGCUUUCACAAGAUGGUGACCAGGCUCACACACCACUCUUAGGUGGAGGUUGUGACAGAGAUGUCAAUGGUGAUGGAGAUUGGGAAUAUGAAGAGAUUUCUCUUGAAAGGUGUGGAACAGGUCUAGGGUUUAGUAUAGCAGGUGGUACAGACAAUCCUCACAUUAAUGAUGAUCCAAGCAUUUAUGUCACUAAACUUAUUCCUGGAGGAGGAGCAGCUGCUGAUGGUAGAUUGAAGGUAAAUGACAUUAUAAUCAAAGUAAAUGACACUGAGUUACUUCAUGUUCCUCAUUCUGCAGCCGUAGAAGCUCUGAAACGUGCAGGAAACUCUGUACAUUUGUUUGUGAAGCGUAGAGUACUUCACCACCGACAUGUUAUGGAAGUGGAGCUGGUAAAAGGAAACAAGGGACUAGGAUUCAGCAUAGCAGGGGGUAUAGGAAACCAGCAUAUCCCAGGUGAUAAUGGUAUUUACAUCACUAAAGUCAUGGAGGGAGGAGCAGCAUAUUCUGAAGGGAAUAUCCAUGUAGGGGACAAAUUGGUAGCUGUUGGUGAGAAGAAUCUGGAAAAUGUCACUCAUGAAGAAGCUGUUGCUACACUGAAGGCAACAACAGACAGAGUUGUACUUACAAUAGCCAAAUCAAGACCUUCAGUUUUCAUCAACCACACUAUACCUGCAUCAGCUUCUCAGUCUCUUCAGGAACAAACUCCAGGCACAAUUACUCCACCUUCCUCAAAUGUUUCAAUCACAGAAUACCAUCAAGAGCCUCCUCCUAGUACCUGCCCUUCUAAAGUGUUAACUGAUGAAAACAUCACCAGGGAACCCAGAAAAGUGAUGCUGGUGAAAGGACAGUCUGGUUUGGGGUUCAAUAUUGUAGGUGGUGAGGAUGGAGAAGGAAUUUUUAUCUCCUUUAUUUUGGCUGGAGGAGCAGCAGAUCUGUGUGGUGAGCUUAGAAGAGGAGAUCAGAUAAUUUCUGUUAAUGGGAUUGACCUGAGACGUGCCACUCACGAGCAAGCUGCUACAGUACUAAAGGGAGCAGGGCAAAAUGUAGCUAUGGUUGUACAGUACAGACCUGAAGAAUAUAAUAGCUUUGAAGCUAAAAUACAUGACCUUAGAGAACAGAUGUUAAACACAACGACAGGCAGCUUACGGACAUCUCAGAAACGCUCGUUAUAUGUUAGAGCCUUGUUUGACUAUGAACCUUCUCGAGAUAGUGGCUUGCCCAGCCGAGGUUUAGCUUUUUUGUUUGGUGAUAUUAUUCAUGUCAUAAAUGCCAGUGAUGAUGAAUGGUGGCAAGCACGCAUUGUACAUCCUGAUGGUGAAGAAGAUGGCAUUGGCAUUAUUCCUAGUAAAAACAGGGUUGAAAGGAGAGAAAGAGCAAGAUUAAAAUCAGUUAAAUUUCAAGGAAAAUGCCAGUACAAUGAUGGAAAGAUGAGUUUGGACAGGAAAAAGAAAAACUUUUCUUUUUCAAGGAAAUUUCCUUUUAUGAAAAGUAAAGACAAUGUGGUAGAUGAUAGCAGUGAAGGUGAAACAGAUGGAUUACCAAUACAGGACCAGUUGAACACAUCAACAGUCAGUGAAAAUGAAUUCAGUGCAAGUAGAGCACUUGAAGAUCCAGUACUGUCCUACGAAGCAGUCACUCAACAAGAAAUUUCAUACACAAGGCCAGUCAUUAUUUUGGGUUUUCUGAAAGACAGAAUUAAUGAAGAUUUAGUCUGUGAACACCCAGACAGAUUUGGUAAUUGUGUACCUCAUACAACUCGUCCAAAGCGUGACUAUGAAGUUGAUGGCCGUGACUACCAUUUUGUAGAAUCAAGAGAGCAAAUGGAACGGGACAUUAAAAGCCAUAUGUUUACAGAGGCUGGGCAGUACAACGAUAAUCUAUAUGGGACAAGUGCCAAAGCUGUACAAGAUGUAGCUGAGAGUGGCAAACACUGUGUUCUUGAUGUUAGUGGAAAUGCCAUCAAGAGACUUCAAAUGGCUAACCUCUAUCCCAUUGUUAUUUUCAUCAAACCCACCUCUGUGGAGUCCAUCUUGGAGAUGAACAAAAGAAUGACUGAAGAUCAAGCUAGGAAGACUUACAAUGGUGCAAUAAAAUUAGAGCAUGAGUUUGCUCAGUAUUUUACUGGUAUUGUUCAAGGUGAUACCCCAGAAGAAAUUUAUUCAAGAGUAAAAAGAAUAAUACAAGAACAGUCAGGCCAUGUUAUCUGGAUUCCAUCUAAGGAAAAACUCUGAGAACAUUGCAGGAGAACAGCUGGCACUGUCCUACUGUGUACAUUUCACAUGUCUACCCACAUCAGUUGCUAUGGUGUUGUAACUAUACAGCAUUUGAAACAGUUAGGUUUGCGUAUGAAGGAAAAAACAUCUGGGAGUUCUGUUAACAGGAGCCAGUAAAUAGAGAAAACAGUACUGAGAAAAUUCAAAUACAAGAACAAACACAAAAUCAGUGGGUGGAGAAGGAAAGAUAUAUUCUAUGAGAUAAUUAUGAAUAACUACCUUGUAGAAUUCAGUGUUCUACUCAUACGUUUGCAUUCCGUAAACAGAGAAAACAAGAGGAGUACUGGAUUGUGGAAAUUAAUAUUGUCAGUGUAUUUCAUUACUGGCAGAUUUGCUUGCAAACACGUAUAAAUUGCUUGAUGAUAAAAAGUUUAACAAAAGCCCUUGUAAUUAGUAUGCAUGAAAUACAACACGUCACAAAACUACAGAUUAUUAUUUCAACAAAUGUGUGUGUGAUAAAAGCUUUUAAUUGAUUUUGCCAUGUUUGUAUAGUCUAUUCACUAUUACAUUUGAUUGAUGAACAAAAGGAACACAAUUUCUGAUCCACAAUGUGUUUAAAAUACAACUCUUAAAAUGUUCCCAAAAAAGCUAUAGUUGUACACAUUUUUUAGUCGUGGUGAAGUUUUUUAUUAAGAUUUCAAGUCUUUUGUUUGUUUUUUAAUAGAUUAUGAAACAGCAUUUUUCACUUGUAUUAGGACAAUGGAAGUUUUUAAUUGUUUUAAUAAAAAUUUUCUCAAGAUUAUUUUUACUCUUUCUUGUGUGGGUGUUUUAUUUGCACUGUGGCUGGAUGACAGUGUUAUUUGUAAAAUUUUCUCACAUAUAGGAAUGUUUUUAUAUCUUUCUGUGUACUUGAUUCUUAGUUAAUGAUUUAAAACACAUACUCUUGUUGGUUUGUUUUUAACUGUAAAUCAAAGCACAUUUGAAUGAUUGUCUGUAUUAAUCAUAUGCAAAUUUUACAAGUAUCUCAUAUCAUAAAACAAUGUUAUUCAAUGUAUUUCAAUUAAUGAAAUAGGUUAAAUUCAUUUCUGUUUUAUAACCCAUUAUUGUCUGUGAUGUUUUAAAGGAGGAAAAAACUUCAGAAUUUUAAUGGAAUUAACUCCAUUUGUUUAUUGGAAGGUGUUUUUUUUUACAGUGCUGUUUAUUUCUAAAUAUGGUCAGUUGAGGUUAUGAACGAAUUUGAUAAUUGAAAUAAAUUUGCCAGGGUAGACAAGACCAUAAAAAUGUGUGAAAUGUCAUUUCAUAAGCUCAGAAGAAAUGAUAAAAGUAUAAUGUGUGUAUAUUCAAGUGACUUUAAACCUAAGGUUUUAAAACUUCUUCAUAUAGUACUGUUAAAAAGCAAAAGAACUAACAAAUAACAAUUAUGAGUAUGCAACACAACAGUUUAAGAGAUCUAUAUGUAUUUUAGAUUGUUGGUUAAGAAUCUUUUAACAGAAAGGAAAUCUCAAGGAUUAUUAAAUUCUUAUGUUAUUAGGUUGUUUUUAUGUAUAUUAUGUUACUGAAUCUGUAGGAAUUCUUUUUUUUUCACAGUGUCCAUUCCAAUGCUUACUUGUUAUUAUUUCUGAUCAUUGUAAAUCUGCUGGUUAUGAAUCUCUAAAUAUUGUCUGCUUGAACUGUACUUGUUUAUGUAAUAAAGUUUAAAAGGUA